Molecule: messenger RNA, 2517 nt
Organism: Phlebotomus papatasi
Lineage: Eukaryota; Metazoa; Arthropoda; Insecta; Diptera; Psychodidae
Product: putative sodium-coupled neutral amino acid transporter 10
Exons: 4
Coding region: 327-2465 (712 amino acids)
Biological process (GO): amino acid transmembrane transport
Molecular function (GO): amino acid transmembrane transporter activity
Source: RefSeq, a predicted model, not a curated record
CUUGAGUAUUUGUUUACAUCAGCUGUCACCUCAGUUGCUGACGACGUUGCAAAAGGUGCUGAUGUUUUUUAAUAGUUAUUACCUCUAGCAAUUUGUUAAUUUUCUAAGGUAGUACGUGGUAUUUUUCCCUGAUUCCUUCACUGACAAUCCCCAUCAGUCAUUUGUGACUUCGCAGUGUGUGAAAAAAUGGCAAAUUGAGGCCAAGGAGACAGUGCAGGUGGGACUUGUGAGCAGUUGUUGGAGGAUCUUUCGUGGCAUUCUGGAGAGUUAUUUCCGUGUAAUAAAAUUAAUUAAAAAAAAACUCAUGAGGUGCAGAUGCUGUUAUCAUGGGCACACAAACGACUAAUGUGAUAACGCUGUCUAACAGCAUUAUUGGCGUAGGAAUACUUGCUAUGCCCUUCUGCUUCCUCAAGUGCGGUAUUAUCUUGGCGAUAAUUCUACUGAUUGUUAGCAUGUACGUUACUAGGAUCUCCUGCCACUUCCUCAUUAAAUCCUCCUUCCUCACCAAGAGGCGCAAUUUUGAAUUCCUUGCUUUCCAUGCUUUCGGAACUUCGGGAAAGCUGAUGGUUGAGCUCUUCGUGAUUGGCUACUUGAUGGGUACUUGCAUAGCCUACUACGUUGUUGUAGGCGAUCUAGGACCUCAGAUAGCCGCAAAAAUUUUAAAUAUUCCUCAAACUGAUCUCUUGAGACUGUGGGUGAUGGUACUGCUGACGCUCCUGUGUGUCCUGCCGCUAGGCCUGCUCAAAAAUGUCGACAGCCUAGCCACAGUGAGCACAGCAUCAAUUGGGUUCUAUCUCUGCCUUGUGCUUAAAGUCAUGGCCGAGGCUAAAGGACCUUUUAUGUUGGGUGAAUGGAAGCACUUGGUGCUUCUCUGGCAACCGAGUGGGGUCAUGCAAUGCCUACCAAUCUUCAGCAUGGCUCUAGGCUGUCAGAUGCAGCUUUUUGAAGUGCAGGAAACGAUGCCUGGAGUGUCACUUGAAAAGAUGAACCAAACUGUGCGGUCAGCUACAGCUCUAUGCUGUAUGACUUACAUUUUGGUUGGCUUCUUUGGGUACGUGGCUUUCUGCGCCCAGGGAUUUGCUGGGAAUAUCCUUCUAAACUUCUCUGCUACCCUCAUCAGUGAUGUCAUCAAAAUUGGCUUUGUUAUAUCUGUUGCUUGCAGCUUUCCCCUAGUGAUCUUCCCCUGCAGAGCCUCUCUCUAUUCCUUGCUCUACAGAAAGGAUCACGUUGAUGCAGUUAACUACAUACCUGAAGCAAAAUUCCGAUUGCUAACUGUUAUUAUCGUGGUGAUUUGCCUGAUCAUUGGUAUCCUCAUUCCUUCAAUUGAGCUUGUAAUUGGACUAAUUGGGUCCACGAUGGGUGUGUCCAUUUGCGUAAUCUUCCCGGCUCUCUGCUUUAAGCGAGUGGCCAAGAAGGACUCCACUGAGAAAUCUGCAGCUCAGUUUAUGUGCGUCUUUGGCUUUGUUCUCAUGAUCCUUGGCACUUAUGCCAAUCUAAGUGCCAUAGAUGAAAAGAAGUCUGGGCCUAUCAUUGACAAUAAUGAUCUCAAUGACAUGAGAAUACAAGAUAAUGUCAGAGAGAUGCUUCCUGAGAAGAUCCCUGAACCUAAGCUUCCUGAAAGUAUGAAGGAAGAUCGAGAGAUCACAGAGAAAGUCAGACCUCCGGAUUUGAUAGAUGUUGGAAAGGAAUCUAUUAUUCAAAAGGAUACAAUUGAGAAAGAAGUAGAUAAAAGUGAAGUUAGGGAGAAAGAGAAGAUCCUCGAUGCUGACGCUAUCAUGAAGGAAGAUCGAGAGAUCGCUGUGGAAGAUUCAGGCAAGAAGCAUGAUCAGCAUGAUCAUGAAUUCCAUGCUGUUGUCAAUGAAAUCCAACGACAAAAUAAACAAAUGAUGGAAAAACUUGAACAGAUAGCCGGGAAGAUUGACAAUGAGAAAAAUUCAAAGGAAAAUAUCCCUCCAGGUGAUCCUGCCAAACCCAAUGAUUCUAGUCCAAAGCUUGAGGUGCCAAAGGCUGAAGAUCACAGAGAUGAAGUGAAAAUUGCCGAGGAACCGGUCAAGAUUCCAGAACCAAAUUCCAGGGAGAGACUGAUCCAGAACAUCACAAAUAAAUUCCCCAAUCCCAUUCCAAUAGCUCUCCUGCCGAAUGCUUCCCAGAAGCACGAUGAGGUUGUCAGGGAGGCGACAAUGCCAAAGAAUAGGACUCUUGAGGUGCCGAUGAAAGUGCCUGAGAAGAUUCUGGAGCUGCCCAAGCUGAUGGACACAGUGAAGGCAACGAUUGAAGCUCCUGUUGAGAAAGCCGAUGGCAAACCAGAGCUUCCCAAGGAGGAAGUGAAGAAAGAUCAACCAGAAACUUCCAAAGAGAACGUCGAUACAAUACGACGGGAUCUGUUGGGGGUUAAUUCGCCAUCGGCCAGGGAGAAGAGAAAUGUAGGUGAUCAGGAUUGUGAGAGAGAUUUGGAGCAGCUUUAAAGUUGGAUGUAAAUAAAGGAAGAAAAAUAAAAUUAUAUAAUUUUGUCUUUAA